AAAAUCAUGUUAGUUUAAUGAACUUUUGUUUUAAAAUUUCAUCAAUAAAAUCCUUGGUGUUCGUAAAAAACAUUAAUGUCACAUAAUGAGUGCUGAUGAUGUGGAAAAUGAUACGCGAUAUAACCAUUUACAUUUCUUGCUGGGACUGGGGCUAGCGAUAUCAUCGAGUAUAUUUAUUGGAUCAAGUUUUAUUAUUAAGAAAUUAGCGUUAAAGAAAAUAAAUGCCCUUGGAAAUGUAAGGGCAUCAGCUGGAGGCUUUGGAUAUUUAAAGCAAUGGAUGUGGUGGUUGGGGUUAACUACAAUGGGUAUUGGUGAAGCAGCAAAUUUAUUAGCUUAUGCAUUUGCACCUGCAGCAUUGGUAACUCCAUUGGGAGCUCUCAGUGUUCUUGUGGCUGCAGUACUUUCAUCAAAGUUUUUACAUGAAAAACUUAACUUCAUAGGAAAGAUUGGGUGUUUCCUUUGCAUAAUUGGCUCAAUAAUUUUUGUCAUACAUUCACCAAAAACAGAAGAAGUUCAAGAUUUUUCAGAUUUGAAUGAUAUGUUAUUUGAUUUUCUUUUCAUAUCUUAUGUCCUGACUAUUUUUGUUAUGACUGUGAUAGUCAAAGUAGUGUUUGUUCCAAGGUUUGGUAAUAGCAAUGUUGUUGUUUAUUUAUUGAUAUGUUCUGGUGUCGGGAGUUUGACUGUUGUAUUUUGUAAAGCAGUUGCACUUGGUGUUAAAGAAACUAUUGAAGGUGGCUCCAAUAAUUUUAAUAAUUAUAUAUUCUGGUUGCUGGUAUUUUUAUCAGUGUCUUGCAUAAUGGUACAGAUGAAUUAUUUAAAUAAAUCAUUAGAUAUAUUUAACACUAGUAUUGUAACACCAAUUUAUUAUGUAAUAUUUACUGUAUUAGUUAUAAUUUCUUCUGGUAUACUAUUCAAAGAAUGGCAAAGAAUUGAUGUUAAGGAUAUAUUAGGUUGUGUUUGUGGUUUUCUCAUAUUAAUGGUUGCAGUGUUCACUUUGAAUGCAUUCAAAGAUGCUCAUUUAACAUUUAAGGAUUUAAAUUUAAAUGCAAGAAGAAGAACUCCUACAAAUGUUGAUCAAUCUAAUAACUUUGUUAUUACAUUUCAAAGAACAAGAAGUCAUGAAAGUAGCAAUUAAAGUACAUUAUUUAAUAUGUUGAUUUAAGUAAUGGUGUAAAUUAUUCAACAUAUAAUAAGAAAAAUGUUACGGUAAAUCAAUUAAAUACUUGGCAUAAUUUUUCAUGUUUUGCUUUAUUCAUAAUUUUGGUAUCAUCUUUCUAUAGGAGGAAUGUAUAACCAUAUCACAAAUACACAGUGACCGAUUGAUAAAUAAAAGUUCUACAAAUAGGGCAAGUGCGUUGGUAUCCAUAAAGCCUCAUACAGCAAUCAGUGCAUAAGCAAACAUGUCGGCAUGGCAAAGUUAAAACACACUUUGGUUGCUCCUGACAUAUUAUACAUAAUGAAUCUGCACCAUUUUCUUCAGAUAUUGCAGCAUUGGCUUCUUCUCGACUUAUUAGUUGUUGACCACCAACCAUCCGAGAUAUAACUCUUGUUUCAUAGUCAUAAAAAUAAUUAUGAAUUGUAUAAUAUAAAUACAAGACUUUUCUUACUAAUACCCAAUAUAAUGCAGUAGUUUGUGUUCUUAAUGUAUUCCUAAAAUGUAUGGAUAACCGCACAAUAAUAAUAGCCAUUAAUAAGCCUACAAGAGAUUCUAAUGGUACAUCAGUCAAAAAAUUUGUAAACUUGAGUACAAUUGUAUAAGCUUCUAGAGCACAGCAGCAUAAACCAUCUCUAAACUUCUUCCAAACUUCCAAUAAUAAGAGGGGCAGAUGAACAGGUAAAAAUGUCAACACCAGCCAUGAAGUUUCUCCCAAAAAUAUUAAUGUUUUUUUCCAUAACAUUAUAAAUUCUGUGACCAUUAACAAAACUUCCUCAAUCGACCAUCUUAUGGUGCUAAUAAAUACUUUAAAAUCGUUUAGUAUGCUAUAGCAUACGGUACUAAAGUAGUUAUGAACUUGAGCACAGUGCUUAACCACAGAAUCCAAGAAUUCACCAGUCAAACUGGGUAUUUCUUCGGUGAAAAUGUAAACAUUAUCUUCAUACACUAUUUGAAAAAACAGAAGAAUGUUUUCUGCACUUUUCAGUACCGAUGAAAAUAUUGUCGUUACAAUCUUUACUAUUAUUUCUCCUACAACCGAUGCCGAUAAAAAAAGCCAUUUAAUAAUAUUUGCUAAAAAGUUGACUACAUUUAUUAUCACAGAAAUCAUUCUUAUUCAUUAUUACUUAUCCGCUACGAUGGUAAGGCAAAUCCCGAGGAUAUAGGUACAAAUAAAUUAAAAUGGUACUUGAAAAAAACAACGUUAUUUAUAUUUACAGUGCUGAC
Messenger RNA from Papilio xuthus (Asian swallowtail), 2380 nucleotides. RefSeq names its product magnesium transporter spict (gene spict). Gene Ontology annotation, biological process: magnesium ion transport. NCBI's taxonomy places the organism in Eukaryota, Metazoa, Arthropoda, Insecta, Lepidoptera, Papilionidae. The coding region runs from base 86 to 1135 and encodes 349 amino acids. Gene Ontology annotation, cellular component: membrane. Gene Ontology annotation, molecular function: magnesium ion transmembrane transporter activity. The record is from RefSeq and is a predicted model, not a curated record. The transcript is spliced from 3 exons.